This is a messenger RNA of Equus quagga, 664 nucleotides long. RefSeq names its product prefoldin subunit 2 (gene PFDN2). Bases 124 to 537 code for a protein of 137 amino acids. Gene Ontology annotation, cellular component: cytoplasm; prefoldin complex. Lineage: Eukaryota; Metazoa; Chordata; Mammalia; Perissodactyla; Equidae. The record is from RefSeq and is a predicted model, not a curated record. Gene Ontology annotation, biological process: protein folding. The transcript has 5 exons. Gene Ontology annotation, molecular function: protein folding chaperone.
AGAGCAGCGGUCGCGCCGGCAAGAGCAGCGGGAGCGGCGCCGGGAAGGGGGCGGUGUCUGCAGAGCAGAGAGAACACUGGAUAAAAAUACAAGAUUUAUCACUGCUGCAAAUUUGAGCCACAUAUGUCCCUUAUAAAUAAGAUGGAAGUAAUCGCUGGCUUCAACCGCCUUCGGCAGGAACAACGGGGCCUGGCAUCCAAAGCAGCUGAGCUGGAGAUGGAGUUGAAUGAGCACAGCCUAGUGAUCGAUACGCUGAAGGAGGUAGAUGAAACCCGCAAGUGCUACCGCAUGGUUGGAGGAGUGCUGGUGGAGCGGACUGUCAAAGAGGUGCUGCCUGCCUUGGAGAACAACAAGGAGCAGAUACAGAAGAUCAUUGAGACACUGACACAGCAGCUUCAGGCAAAGGGAAAAGAACUAAAUGAAUUCCGGGAAAAGCACAACAUUCGUCUCAUGGGGGAAGACGAGAAGCCAGCAGCCAAGGAAAACUCAGAAGGGGCUGGGGCUAAGGCCGGCUCAGCUGGAGUGUUGGUCUCCUAGGGACCAAGGCCUUUGCAUUUUUUUUACCCCGACUCCCAUUUCUUCUAAUUUCUCUUUAUUGUUAUUAUUAUUUUCUCUGCUAUUGUAAUAUUUUUUUGUUAAUUAAAUGUUUUGGUCAGAAUGCUUA